Tetrahymena thermophila SB210 is the source of this 705-nucleotide messenger RNA. Its product is annotated as zinc finger protein, putative. NCBI's taxonomy places the organism in Eukaryota, Ciliophora, Oligohymenophorea, Hymenostomatida, Tetrahymenidae. The transcript has 2 exons. The record is from RefSeq and is a predicted model, not a curated record.
AUGAAUAACUAUUAUAGAUAGGGAGUUGAUAAUUCUUGCAAAGAAAAAUGCGGUUUGGGAAUGUAUAUAAACCAAAAAACAAAUACAUGCGAUAUUUGCUCAGUGUUGGGUUGUGAUUAAUGUCUUUAAAAUUAAAGGUGCAUUAAAUGCACUGAUAAUUUGAAAUUAGAUGAAAAAUCUGGAUGUCUCUUAAAUGAUAAUACAUGCGAUUAAUAAUAAUACUAUUCAUUAUUUUAAAAGUAAUGCUCUUAUUAAUGCAGCAAAAAUGAAAUAAAAGAUUAAAAUACAUAAUUGUGUGUCCCGAUUUAAAAUUGCAACUAUUUCCAAGAAAUGCAAAAAAAGGAUUUUUUCUAAUCGAUUUCAGUACAGACCUUUAUUGAUAACGGAUUUCUAUUAAUGGGGGAUUCUACAUGUUAGUUCUACCUUUACAAUUUAAAUCUUGAGACUGUUUAUUCAAAUUUAUUAGUUUAAAAUCCACUAGAUAAAACAAUUGUUUAUGGUUCAUCAAAUUUUUAUGACAGAAAUGUAGGAGGAUGUUAAACAAAGCAAAAAUUAAUUGGAUUCAAUUUUUUAACUUAUAAAAUAGAAUUCGAAAUAAGUAAUGAAUUUAAUAUUUUUUAUAGUCUUUACUAACUAGAUGUAGAGAAUCAUCUAUUAGUUUUACAGAAGAAUUAAGGAGUAAUUUAUAUAUUUUUUAAUAUAUGA